Schizophyllum commune H4-8 is the source of this 1999-nucleotide messenger RNA. RefSeq lists its product as uncharacterized. The transcript has 19 exons. The record is from RefSeq and is a predicted model, not a curated record. Bases 1 to 1842 code for a protein of 613 amino acids. Lineage: Eukaryota; Fungi; Basidiomycota; Agaricomycetes; Agaricales; Schizophyllaceae.
AUGGUUUGGGUCUACGCGCUACUCGGUGCGCAUACCGCGCUUGCGGCGGCCUCGCUCCUGGAUCGUAACAUGGUGUACCGCUCCCCCCUUGUGGACAUACCUAAGCUUGCCCGUGACACUGAAGCAAUCGAGAAACGUCAUGCCCACUUUGCCAAGAGGCAGAUGCAGGACGCUUCGCCCUUCGAGGACGAUCACUACCCUACCUUCUACGGCGGUGACUUCAGCAAUAGCCCAUACGUCUGGAAUGGGGGCAUUAACUUUACUCAUUCUGUUGCGAGUGGCGAUCCCUACGACACCUCCGUCCUCCUCUGGACUCGUGCAGCGCCCUCCUCGGACUCCGCCACCCAGCCCGACCAGAGCGUCCCCAUCUGCGUCUCGUACACCAUUUCCGCUUCCCCGGACCUCUCUUCUCCCCUCGACUCCGGCUCGGCCUUCACUAACUACGACGUCGACUUCACAGUUAAGGUCGAAGCGACGGGCUUGCCGCAGGACACCGUGCUGUACUAUCAGUUCGCUGACUGUACGGAUGAGGGGAGCGUGAGCCCGUUGGGUAGAACGAGGACGUUGCCGAGUCCGGAUGAGCCUGCGGAUAGCGUCAACGGCGGCGAUCCCUUGACCCUGGCCGUAUAUUCAUGCUCCCAGUAUCAGAACGGCUACUUCAAUGCUUAUGGCGUCGGCACCUAUAACACAAGCGCCGACUUCUUCGUCCAUCUGGGAGACUACAUCUACGAAUCCAUUGGCAAUGGCGACAAAAUCGGUCGCGCGGUCACCGGCCGCGAACUUGCCACCCUCGCCGACUACCGCGAGCGCCUCGCCCAGUACCGCACCGACCCCAGCCUCGUCGCCGCGCACCAGAAUCACCCCUGGAUCACCGUCUGGGACGAUCACGAGAUCGCGGACAACGCCUGGAAAGCCGGCACGGCCGACAGCAACGAUUCCACUGUCGCUUUGGGCGAUAACGCGUCGGGGUGUACGUUCUCUCCCUCUGGCGCGUGCUUUACGGACCGGAAGCUUGCUGGGGUGAGGGCGUAUCAUGAGUGGCUGCCGGUGAGGCAGGUAACGGCGGAUGACAAGUUAAGGAUUUGGAGGGGGUUCCAGGUUGGGCAAUUGUUAGAUUUGAUCAUGUUGGAUACGAGGCAGUAUGACAGGGACAUAACGGAUGUGUACUACAAUACGGAUUUUGUCGCCGGUCUAGCGAACUACGCGAACAGGUCGCUGAUGGGUGCAGAGCAAGAGCAAUGGUUCGCCGACUCUCUUUCGCAGUCUCAGAAUCGAGGAGCUGUGUGGAAGGUCGUCGGGCAACAGAUCGUCUUCACGCAACUCGACAAUGAAGGUUCAUACAACUACGAUGCUUGGGAUGGCUACACUGCUAAUCGCGCGCGCAUCUUGAAUCAUAUCACGAAGAACGGUAUCGACAACACCAUCGUGCUUUCCGGGGACAGCCACGCAAAUUGGGUGUCCGAUAUUGCUUACCCCAAUGACACCAGCUACGAUCCAGUGACGGGGACUGGCGCCCUAGGCGUCGAAUUCGCUGGCACUGCUGUCACUUCUGGAUCAUCCUUCGGAUCUCUCGCGCCUGCCGCCGCUGACAAUCGCUCUGCCGCCCUUGUCGCAGCCAAUGCUCCUCUGCAGUGGAGCGAGGGGUACUAUCGCGGAUUCUUCGCACUGACGAUCUCGCCUGAGUGGAUGAAUGCGACGUACUAUGCGAUGCGGAAUAUCAGCUACGCGAACUUCGAUGCUUUUGCGAGCGCGAACUUCUCGGUCAAGGCUGGUGAGAAUAGACUUACACGACCGGUGGCCGGAGGUGCAGUGGGAGCGGGCGCAUUGAAGUUGAUCGACUAGAUUCAGAGGCGGUGUAGACGCUUCUUGGACUUGUGUUCUUUCUCUAGAUCGCAUUUAGGUCGACAUGUAGUACUUGCCAAUAACUUCAUCUGACCACUUUCGCUCUUCAAACUUCAGACGCGACCUCGGCGGGACGCGUCGCGCCGAUCUAGACAUC